Klebsormidium nitens is the source of this 1232-nucleotide messenger RNA. Lineage: Eukaryota; Viridiplantae; Streptophyta; Klebsormidiophyceae; Klebsormidiales; Klebsormidiaceae. The record is from the annotation of a GenBank genome assembly.
CAGAAACAAAUGACCAGCCUGAGCAAAUGCGCAGGAAGUUUGCUUCAACUUUCGGUGCUUCAACUUUUCGUUGAAGCACAAGCAAAUGCGCAGGAAGUUGAAGCACUGUGCAGCCUGCAGCUGAGCACACUUCAUUCAACAUGGCGGCUAGGGAACCCCACAUUGCGCUCCCCCACCUGGGGCCUGAGCUACUGAAACGCAUUUUCUUCAAGGUGGGCCCCAGCCCCAAGGACGUAGCCACGUUGGCCUUCGUCUGCAAAGCCUGGCGGGACGUUCUGCACGAAUUCACAUGGGAAGCGCUCUGCUUGGAAGCGGCGCCGGCGCUCUGUGAGAAGGCGGGGUUUGGGGGUGGAAAGACGCCCCCUGGAAAGUGGGGCUGGAGGGGGCUAUAUAAGCUUUUGACUUACUGUCCUGGGAUCCAGACUCCAGUCCCUGACGAUCGGGAUGAACUGAAGUCUCCAGAGGAUUUGUGCUUGUUUGUGGGGCAUGUAGAGGCUGAGAACCAGCUAGGCUUCUUGGCUGGGCCGAGGUUGAAGAAAGACCUGAGGCUGAAGGCGGCAUGCCGGAAGGACACUUUGUUUGUCACCCGGCCGUGUGACAAUCCACACCUUGAUAAGACUGACGAGUUCUCAGAAGGCUUUCCUAGUGCUGCGCGGGGUCUGGUCAAGGAUUUCCCGAACUCAGCAUUUGCCAGGAAAUCGGGCGCGGCCGCCUAUCUGAACCAGAAGCUGGGGCAAGCAGAGGGCACUGCAUCGGAUGUGGGGAAUGCGGGAACCAGGAAAGAGAGGCGAGACGGUGGCAUGGGAACAACCUGUGUCUACUGUGACGGGCAGCUGUUUGAGCUCCCGCCUGAAGACUUCUUCGACAACGACUGGCGGAGUGAGAGGGAAGGGGACGAUUACGAAAUGGACGAAGAUGGUAAUGACGACUCCGGGUACAACAUUUCAGGGUAUGUCUGUGAGAGUGGGCAUCUGAUCCUGGGGGUCUUUGGCUGUCUUCACUUCGCUGGGGGCUUUGUUAAGAAGAUUGAUGGGUCCGGGGAGGAUCUAGAUAUAGACGCAAGCGAUGCGGUGUACGUUUUGUUGCGAGAGUUCUCACUGGAGGCAUCAGAAACGCUGAUGAAGCACCUGGUUUGGGGCACGCCGAGCUUUGCUGAUGUCAUGAAGCUUGUUGAGCAAGAGCUGAGGUUGAUCGCCCAAAAGCAGAAGAAGAGGCAUGGUAGGAAACCAUGA